Anthostomella pinea is the source of this 1281-nucleotide messenger RNA. The record is from the annotation of a GenBank genome assembly. Lineage: Eukaryota; Fungi; Ascomycota; Sordariomycetes; Xylariales; Xylariaceae.
AUGUCUCUCUGGUGGUUCAAACAUCAGUUCACUUCACCCCCAACAAUCUCGAGCUCGAGGUCAGAGAUAGAGUCGCAUGCAGCCGCCGCCACACCUUCCUUUGCCCUCUUCCGACAUCUGCCCACCGAACUCCGCCUGCAGAUCUGGAAGGAGCCCUCAUACACUUAUCUUCCUGGACCUUAUUUCGCGACAGAACCCGCCCACUGCUCCAAUGCUCGCACGAUGUCUCUCUGGUGGUUCAAACAUCAGUUCACUUCACCCCCAACAAUCUCGAGCUCGAGGUCAGAGAUAGAGUCGCAUGCAGCCGCCGCCACACCUUCCUUUGCCCUCUUCCGACAUCUGCCCACCGAACUCCGCCUGCAGAUCUGGAAGCACUAUUUCGACGUCCCUCGCAUCCACGUAGUCCAUCCCGGGCAGCCGCUAGGGCCCCAUUUCACUAGAUGGGCCAUGACCAACCCUCCCCCGGAUUACACUGAGAUAGUCGCGCGCACCAACCAGCCGACCACCUCGAAGCAGCAGUUCGCAGCAGUGCUGGUGAGUCGCGAGGCCCUGGAGAUAUUCACCAAGACUGUCGACCUCGCCCACAUGGCCUUCCUCGACUUUGAGACGCGGUCGUUCCAAAUCAUGUUCGAGAGGAAAUUUGGAGAUCUCGCACCGCCCUCGAGGAUCGCGACCGUGUCCCCGGAGGAGCUGGACGCGAUACCAGGCUUCCGGGAGUUCGUCCGCAACCCGGUUGGUAGUGGCACCCAGAGAAUGGUGCCCCCGGCUCACAUCAACUGGCGCGACGACCUGAUCUACCUCACGGGUCCCGAGGGCGAACAGAUGCAGAUGCUCAAGAGAAUCUGCCGCGGCCCGUGGGCGCGCAAGGUCCAGCGCAUCGCCUUGCUCAUCAACGACCGCACCUACAAGAACGGGGAUGUCUUCCACCAGAACAGCCGGUCGUUCCGCAGCCUCCGCAUCUUCCUGGAGCGGAAACGGUCCAUUCUGAGGCGCUACCUUCAGAUCACGGAGGUCAUCCUCGUCGUCCGCCUGAGCCAAGAGACCCACCCUAAGCAGAGGGGAUUUAAGCGCGAUGGAUUUGGAUUCGUGCCCUUCCAGAAGAUGAAUGGAUACGAUGGCGGGGCUUGGGAUAACAUGAAGGUCACGACUCGCUUCAGAGACGUGACGACGCUGCUACAGGAGGCUUUCCCCCCUCUGGCACAGAAAGGGAGGAUACGAUGGGUUGUGGACGUUGACUGCAUCCAGGCAGAAGGCGAUUUCUACUCACGGCAUCCGCGAUGA